Molecule: messenger RNA, 1284 nt
Organism: Abrus precatorius (Indian licorice)
Lineage: Eukaryota; Viridiplantae; Streptophyta; Magnoliopsida; Fabales; Fabaceae
Product: probable indole-3-pyruvate monooxygenase YUCCA5
Exons: 3
Coding region: 10-1284 (424 amino acids)
Biological process (GO): auxin biosynthetic process
Molecular function (GO): N,N-dimethylaniline monooxygenase activity; NADP binding; flavin adenine dinucleotide binding
Source: RefSeq, a predicted model, not a curated record
AACAUAAAAAUGGAGAACGUGUUUCGCUUAGUGGAUCACGAAGAGUUCUUCUCACGUCGUUGCAUUUGGGUUAAUGGCCCAGUGAUCGUAGGAGCAGGCCCAUCAGGGCUUGCCACAGCAGCAUGUCUUAGAGAACAAGGGGUACCCUUCAUGGUUCUCGAAAGAGCAGAUUGCAUAGCUUCACUGUGGCAAAAACGCACUUAUGACAGGUUAAAGCUUCACCUUCCAAAGCAAUUUUGCCAGCUUCCAAAACUUCCUUUCCCUGAAGAUUUCCCUGAAUACCCAACAAAGAAACAGUUCAUAGAGUACUUAGAAUCAUACGCAAAGCACUUUGAGAUCAACCCACAGUUCAACGAGUGCGUUCAGUCAGCAAGGUACGAUGAGACAAGUGGGUUCUGGCGUGUUAAGACUGUUUCUUCUUUGAGUGGCUUAACCCGAAACGAGGUUGAGUAUAUUUGCAGGUGGCUCGUUGUUGCCACUGGCGAAAAUGCUGAGUGUGUUAUGCCUAAUGUCGAAGGGUUGAGUGAGUUCAAAGGUGAUGUUAUUCACGCUUGCGAGUAUAAGUCAGGGGAAACGUUAAAGGGAAAGAAGGUUCUUGUUGUUGGGUGUGGAAAUUCUGGCAUGGAACUCUCUCUUGAUCUUUGCAACCACCAUGCUUCACCAUCCAUGGUUGUUCGUAGCUCGGUUCAUGUGUUACCGAGAGAGAUCUUUGGCAAAUCAACGUUUGAGUUGGCUGUUAUGAUGCUGAAAUGGUUGCCUCUUUGGCUUGUUGACAAGAUUAUCUUGUUGUUGGCGUGGUUUGUUAUAGGGAACAUAGAGAAGUUUGGGCUGAAAAGGCCUUCAACGGGUCCUUUGGAGCUGAAGAACACAAAGGGGAAGACCCCGGUUUUGGACAUUGGUGCCUUGGAGAAAAUCAGAUCUGGUGAAAUCAAAGUGGUGCCAGGAAUCAAGAGGUUUAACAAUGGUGAGGUUGAGCUUGAUAAUGGUGAAAAGCUUGAGGUUGAUGCAGUGGUGCUUGCUACUGGUUACCGCAGCAAUGUCCCUUCUUGGCUUCAGGAAGGUGAAUUUUUCUCCAAGAAUGGAUACCCAAAGAUGCCAUUUCCUCAUGGUUGGAAAGGAAAUGCUGGGCUCUAUGCUGUUGGGUUCACAAAGAGAGGGCUCUCUGGUGCUUCAUCUGAUGCUGUGAAUAUUGCUCAAGAUAUUGGCAAAGUGUGGAAACAAGAGACUAAGCAAAAGAAACAGCGUACUACUGCUUGUCAUAGACGUUGCAUUUCCCAAUUCUAA